Messenger RNA from Limulus polyphemus (Atlantic horseshoe crab), 7024 nucleotides. It is a transcript of the gene TppII, whose product is annotated as tripeptidyl-peptidase 2-like. Gene Ontology annotation, biological process: proteolysis. Lineage: Eukaryota; Metazoa; Arthropoda; Merostomata; Xiphosura; Limulidae. The transcript has 30 exons. Gene Ontology annotation, molecular function: tripeptidyl-peptidase activity; serine-type endopeptidase activity. The record is from RefSeq and is a predicted model, not a curated record. Gene Ontology annotation, cellular component: cytosol. Bases 20 to 3889 code for a protein of 1289 amino acids.
AGAGUUGAGUGUGUGAAAAAUGGCAGCUGACUUUGUCGAUGAUUUUCCUAUUUGGGGGCUAUUACCAAAGAGAGAAACUGGCGUUUCAGCGUUUCUCAGUAAAUACCCAGAAUAUGAUGGACGAGGUGUUAUAAUUGCUAUUCUUGACUCUGGAAUCGACCCAGGUGCACCUGGUUUACAGAAAACAAGCCAUGGAGAAGCAAAAAUCAUUGAUAUGGUAGAUGCCAGUGGAGCUGGAGAUGUGAAAACUUCAACUAUUGUAGAGGCUAAGGAUGGAGAAAUUGAUGGUAUUACUGGUAGAAAGUUAAAAAUUCCAGAUUCAUGGCACAAUCCAAGUGGAAAAUAUCACAUUGGAGUAAAAAAUGGCUAUGAACUGUAUCCAAAAGUUCUAAAGGAAAGAAUUCAGAGUGACUGGAAAGAAAAUUCAUGGGAUCCCAAUCAUAAACUCAUUCAAGCAGAAGCAAUAAGAUGUUUACAGGAGUUUGAUAAUAAACACCCAGAUUCUUCUCAGCUUACAGCAGAGGAACGUCUUGAGAGAGAGGAGUUAGAUGCAAGGGUUGAAGUGCUUACAACUUUAGAGAAAAAAUACAAGAAUGAUGGACCUGUAUAUGAUUGUGUAGUGUUUCACGAUGGUGACAUGUGGAGGGCUGCCAUAGAUACUUCAGAAGUUGGUGAUUUAGAAUCAUGUGCUUUGUUAGGAACAUACAGAGAAACAUUACAGUUUGCCACUUUAACACAGAAAGAUAUGCUCAAUUAUGCUGUAAAUAUCUAUGAUGAAGGUAAUCUUUUGGAAAUAGUGACAACUUCAAGCUCGCAUGGGACACAUGUUGCUAGUAUUUCUGCUGCCUACUUCCCUGACCAACCUGAUAAAAAUGGAAUAGCACCUGGUGCUCAACUUGUUAGUAUAUGUAUAGGAGACAAUAGACUGGGUACCAUGGAAACAGGAGCUGCUCUAGUCAGAGCUAUGGCCAAGGUGAUCCAGUUGAAGUGUGAUGUCAUUAAUAUGAGUUAUGGAGAACAUGGUCAUUGGUCAGGAGGCCGGGUGAUGGACAUGGUCCAUGAAGUUGUAAAUAAAUAUGGAGUUAUCAUGGUUUCAAGUGCUGGCAAUAAUGGUCCUUGUCUUUCAACAGUUGGUACACCUCCUACAAUGCAGUCUUUAUCUGUGAUUGGCGUUGGUGCAUACGUCUCUCCAGAUAUGGCAGCAGUUGAGUACUCAUUAUGUGAGAAAGUUUUAGGAAUGGGCUACACUUGGACAUCUCGUGGACCAACAUUAAAUGGUGACCUAGGAGUUUGUAUUUCUGCUCCAGGUGGAGCAAUAACUUCAGUACCUAAUUGGACUUUACGAGGAGCUCAACUAAUGAAUGGAACUUCUAUGAGCUCUCCACAUGUUUCUGGAGCUAUGGGUGUCCUACUUUCAGCUUGCAAGGCUAGAAACAUUCCGUAUUCUCCAUACAGCAUACGUAGAGCAGUAGAAAAUACAGCAUUGAAAGUGGACUCAUGGGAUGCCUUCAGUAUGGGGUAUGGGCUUUUGCAGGUGGAAAAGGCUUUUGACCACAUUGUUGAUAAUGCUGGGAAUAUUGAGAGAGACAUUCGAUUUCACGUAGAAUGUAAUAAUAAAUAUGGAGGAAUAUAUUUGCGAAAUUCACAUGACUUCAGAACUCCAAAGGUUAUUCAGAUUACUGUAGAACCAUUUUUCUUAGAUGACCAAAAUGCAGAUCCACACCAGAAAAUCAGUUUUCAGAUGAACCUUCGAAUUGUAUGUGAUUGUACCUGGCUGAUGGCACCAACUCAUUUAUCAAUGGCAUAUAGUGCACGCUCUUUCUCUGUUAAAGUUGAUGCUCGAGGAUUAUCACCUGGUGCUCAUUUUACAUUGGUGAGAGCGUAUGAUGUGCAAAAUCCUCAAAAAGGACCAGUGUUUUCAGUUCCUGUCACUGUUAUUAAACCCCAGAAGAUUACUGAGAACACUGAUUGGGAGCUAGCAGUUACUGGUGUAAUGAUGAAACCAGGUGCUAUAGUACGUGAAUUUAUUGAAAUACCGAGAGGAGCUACUUGGGCAGUUAUAAAGAUUAAAUCACAUAAUCAAGAGCGCAGCUCAACAUUUAUACUUCAUUCAAUACAACUUCAACCUCAGAUGUCCUGUACAGGACAGGAGUUCUUCAAACGAGUACAACUUGGGCCACAAGGAGAAAUGACACUUGCAUGUCCUGUAAAGGACAAUAGAACAUCAGAAUUUUGUAUAGCAAGAUGGUGGACAAAUUCACAUGAUAUUGUUAUAGAUUACAGCAUUGCUUUCCGUGGUCUUAAACCAAAUCAACCUAACAUUACUAUGAUAGGAGCUGAUGGUAUCCACCGUGUAGAAAUUGCUUCAUUGCUAAAACAAGAAGAAGCUUUACCUGUGGUAUGCUUAAAGCAUCAUGUUCAAGUUCUGAGGCCAACAGAGAAUAAGCUGGUGCCACUUGGAUGUCGAGAUAUUAUCCCAAAAGGCAGACAGAUAUACGGCUUACAAUUGAACUACACAUUCACCAUUAUGAAACAGUGUGAAGUUACACCAUCCUGUCCUCUACUGUGUGAUCUCCUGUAUGAAUCCGAAUAUGAGGGUCAACUGUGGAUGUUAUUUGACUCUAACAAACAGCUAAUCUAUACAGGAGAUGCCUACCCUUCAAAAUACUCAGUCAAACUUGAGAAGGGGGAUUACACAGUCAAGCUCCAAGUUCGUCAUGAACAGCGUUCUCUUUUAGAGAAGAUCACUGACAUGCCUUUAUUAGUCCAGUCAAAGCUACCAUCAUCUCUCUCAUUAGACAUUUAUGCUGACCACUCAGAAGCCUUGAUUGGGGGAAAGAAAUUUUGCACAGCAAUACUUAAGCCUGGUGCAGCAUGCCCAGUGUUUAUAACACCCCUACCAAGUGAAAAAUUAUCUAAAUGUUGGACUGCUGGCCAGUACCUAACAGGCACAAUAACAUAUGCUAAAGAUGAUCUCGGAAAGAAAAGUGACAUAUAUAGUUUCAAGUAUAUCAUUCCUGAAAUUCCAAAAAAAACAUCUCUGAACAAGGCACACACAGAAAAAGAAAAGACACCAGAAGAAAUGUUUACUGAGGCACUUAGAGAUCUGAAGAUAUCUUGGAUUUCAAAGCUGAAGGGCAAAUGUUCAGAUGAUUUGUAUGAGGACAUGAUCAGUAAAGAUCCUGGACAUGUUCCAUUACUUCAAGCUAGGCUACAGUAUUUAGAUGGUAAUAAGGCUGAAAGACAAAGUAACUUACAAGAAAUAAUAAAAGUAGGAGACAGUAUUCUCAGUCAAAUUGAUAUAACAGAAUUACUGGCAGCACUAGGAGCUAAAAAGGAUCCUCUUGGUAACAACAAUAAUAAUCACAAAAUGAGUCAAGAGAAGCAUAAACUAGUGAUUAUUGAUACUUUGGUCAAGAAGGGAAUGGCCUUGUGUGAUCUUAAGGAAGACAUAACUGAUCAGUGUGAGAGUAAAGGAGCUGGUCUAGAUACAGAAAAGACAUCUUCUAAAAGUUUAUCAACACAAGGAAUUGUAAACAGCACACAGCAAUCUGAUGGAAGUGGAGAAUCUGAAAAUGGAAAGAAAAGCUCGAUGGUUUGUUCUUCAUCCUCUGUAGUGAAAGAUAUAAACAAAAUCUACAUUGAACUUCAAAAAUUUGUGGAUGUCAGUGAUUCAAAAGCUGCACCCUUCACUGAGAAACAUGCACUAUUUCAUAAUCACUAUGGCAGAGCUAUUAAACUACUGCUGAAGCUACAGGAAGAGAAAGCUCUCCAAACAGUAGAGAAACGUUUGAUAGAGCUAUUUCAAAACCUUGGAUGGAAUCAUUGUUCCCAACUAUAUGAGAGAUCAUUCUUUGUGAGAUAUCCUCCAGACUACAGGCUCUUUUAGUUGAAUUUACCCCUUAGGCUAUUUACAGUGCUGUUUGGAAGUACCCACUGGAUAAUUUACCUUCUCUGGAUGCUUGCUCCUGUUAUCACUAUUUUUCAGUAUUACAAAAAAGAAUAGUUACUUAAUCUUGAUUGUCAGUUCUUGAAAAAGAAAUAGUGAUUUAUGUGCCAAGAGAUAUUAAAACUAUAAUUUGAAUUACAAGAAACACCUUUAUGUUUUUUUUAAUACAGUUGUUAAAAGUAAUAUAGUAAAAUGAGAACAUGAGUGUAUUAUUUGUUUUUAAUGUUUAAUUUUAUCCUUCUUUUAUGAUAUAAUUGCAGGCAAUUGAGACAUGCUUUGCUGGUGAAUAAUUUUAUUAGUUUAUGUUGUGAACUAAUUUUAAGUUCGGCAAAGCUUUUUAUAUGCUUCUAAUUGAAUGUGAGAAACAAAAAACUGUUGUUAUUGUAAAUGAUGUGCUUUAUAUUAACUGGCAGUUUCUUAAAGUUCCUGUUUUAUUUUGUUUGCUAAAAAAAUAAUCAAAAAAUUCUUGUAUCAAUCUAAAUGCAAAUAAUAUUUUUAUGUUUUUAAACAUUUAUUAAUUUUUAUCCUUAUUAGCUAAUUAUCUUAUGACGUACCUCUUUCAAAUUGAAUUUGCUAAGAUAUGAUAUUCAUUUCACCUUUGCCAUGAUGUUAUGCUAUUAACUUCACCUUGUUUUUUAAAAAUCUUUACUUGAUAAAUGUAAAAUGAGCAUUAUAGAUACUGCUCAUUUUGUGAUUGUUAACCUGAAAAUAUAAAAAUUUAUUGAUCCCUCACUGAAGCUAUUGAAGAGAAUUAAGAAAUUGAAUUAGAAAUUAUCAAUAUACAUGUCAGUCAACUGAUGUUAGUUUAAAUCAUUUUAUAUGAAAAAGUGCCAGCAAAGAAGUGGAGUUAAGAGUUUAGUUGCCAUUAGUUAGUGAAACUUACUACACCUAGCUGUGAAACUUUGAAAACAAAAAGAAAUUACUGGUUUAAUUCUAGAGCCUAAAGCUUUUCGCAUUGUGUUGUGAUUUGACAUGUGAUGGACAUUGUUCAUAAAAAUCAGUUAAAAAUAUAUGAAAAUAGAAAUUGACACUUGGUUUUAAUAAUCAAAUAUUAAAGAUGGAGGAUGUUACGGAAGUUCUGAAUGUAGAGUUUUUGACUAGAUAAUAUGCUCAGUUUCGAACCCAUUUUAAUAGAGAGUUGGGGACAGACUUGCAUGUUGCUCAUUGUACGUUUGUUUUGACAUAAAGCUUAUCUACUUUGGUCAGUACAUAGACACUUUUUUUUUCAUCAUGUGUCAAAGUGUAUCUUUCAUUUAUCAUUUUCCACAUUACACUAUAAACUAUACUCACUAAUACACUGGUGGGUGACACAUAGUGUAUAGUAAGCAUGCCACUCCUCACCAAAAAAAAAGACUAAGGUUGUUUCUGGAGGCACUUUCUGUAAUCUAUUGUCACUUAAAAUGGGUCCCUUGAUCCCUGGAUAAACUAGGUGAUGCCUCCACAGGGCCGGCGCUAUCAUUAGGCCAACUAGGCAGCUGCCUAGGAUGCAGACCUCAGAGGGGCGCACUACUGACUUUUAAGAUUGAUUAUUACUUAUUCUUGCAAUUUUAAAUGGAUUUAUCAGUUUCAAGUUUUGUGCUUUUUAUUUUUUCUACAAAACAUCUGUUCUUAAAAAUCGAAGUUGGCAAUUUUUUUGGGGGGGGGGUGCAAAUAGCUUGCCUCCACCUUCCGAUAAUCCUUGACCCACAAAGGCUAAUGUGUCAUUGGGUUUACACUUAAAUCCUUAGCAACAUUUAACACAAACUCAUAUGAAGAGUUACACUGAACUCAUAGUGAACUUCAAGAAAAACUUACUGAAGCUAUAGUUAAUCCUCAGAUAGCUAAGUAUGUGAAAUUUAUAUUCAACUUCAAUCUUCAGGCAGCUACAUGUGUGAAAUAUACAUAUAAUGGUGCUGUACCUUUCCAACUGAUAAUUGAGAGUAUAUUAAAGCUUUCUAUAGGAGGCCUCAACUGUUAGAGAUGGUUUACAAAAUUUAAAUUAAACCUUGCUGAAGUAGUACUAAAAUCUUAGACAAAGGUUUUCACGUCUACUUCAGAGAAGUUUUCUACAAUUCAAGGUAAAUUUUGUCACUUUAAAGUCAAAUCUUGCUAAAAUUGCACUUGACUUUUUGCCAGCAUGGUUUAGCAAAUUCAAAUUAAUUACUUCUGACAUUUUUCAGCUUCAGAUCGUCUCGUGUUAAAGCAGGACUCAGACGUUUUUUUUCGACGUAACUCUUAUUAUUGUUGUACUUGGUAUUUAAUGGUAGAUUUUUCAAUCCCACAGUAGACUUUUUUUUUUCAAACUGGACCUAGCUUUAGGUCUAAAAAGCUACCUUUAACCUUUGUCAAAUUGAAAUAGGAUUCUCUUGAAACUGCACUCAGCCUUUACCAGGUACUAAUUCAAAUAAUCAUCUGGUAUCAAAAACAUUAUUUAUGUUGAUGUUUUUUGUUACCACAGUGCAGGUAAGGGAUAAUUAACAUACUUUUGUUACAUAUUAUUGUUCAUACAUGAAACAAUAUUUAAUAAAAAAAAGUUUUUUGUUGUUUGUAUAUGUUACUAUUGUAUUAUUUUGCUCAUAUUUUGAUUUUAGCUCAAUUUUUCAACAAUAUGGUUUUUUGAUUAUGAGUUAACAUUUAAUUUGCAGAAAUAUUCCAGUUUUGUGUUGCUCUUAUUUUUAAACGUUAUAAAAGAUAGACUGAAUAAUCAGCUUCAGUAAAUUUAAUAUCACUUUUUUAAUUAGUUUUUAAGAGUAGCUCAGAAAAUAGUUUUACCAUAAAUUUCAAAGAAGUUGGGAACUCCAUAAUUUUUUACGUCUGUACAAAAUUACUUUUAAUCAGUUCUGCUUAGAAAAACCAUUGUAAUGAAAUUGUGCUUGAAUUUUUAUUACAAAAAGAUGUAUGUAUAGAAAAAAAAAUUCUUUUUAUUUCUAAUUAAUAUAGUAAAUCUUAUUAGCUCAAUCUCAUUUUGUGUUCAGUGUUUUAAUUUUUUGAUAAAUUGUGAAAUAUUAAGCUCUUGCAAGAAGAUUUGUCUAAUAUAGCUAAUGUAAAUAAUAUCAGGAGCAUGACCAGGCAUUCAAUAAAUCUUAUAAAAACAUG